AUGGCGAGCGCCGCAGUCGUGGAGCACAACUUCACUGUGGGCGGCAUGAACAUCUCCCAGCUCUGCAUGGACAGCGUGAUCUACACGGCCAACGAGCAGAUGCCCGGGCCGACCAUCGAGGCCACCGAGGGCGACACGGUGGUCGUCCACGUCGUGAAUGAUUCGCCGUACCCAUUAUCACUCCACUGCGGGUGGGCCGACGGGGCUCACAUGAUCACGGAGUGCCCCAUCCAGCCCGCCGGCAACUUCACGUACCGCUUCAACAUCACCGGGCAGGAGGGCACCCUGUGGUGGCACGCCCACUCCUCGCUCCUCCGCGCCACCGUCUACGGCGCGCUCAUCAUAAAGCCCAGGAAUGGCACCGACGGCUACCCUUACGCAGCACCAUACGGCGAAAUUCCAAUCAUACUAGGCGAGUGGUGGAACAAAAACGUGGACGACGUGGAGAAAGACGCGCACCUGACCGGCCUAGGGCCGGAGGUGUCGGACGCGCUCACCAUCAACGGCAAGCCGGGAGACCAGACCCCCUGCAGAGGUGCUGGUAUCUUCGAAGUGGAGGUGGAGUACAACCAGACGUACCUCCUCCGCAUCAUCAACGCCGCAGUCAAUGUCGAGCUCUUCUUCAAGGUGGCCGGCCACAACUUCACCGUGGUCGCCAUCGACGCGAGCUACACCGAGCCGUACGCCACCGACGUCAUCGUCAUCGCGCCGGGCCAGACGGUGGACGCGCUCAUGGCCACCUCGGCGGCGCCGGGCGGCCGGUACUACAUGGCGGCCAACGUGCUCGAGAGCAAGACCGUCCAGAUCCGGUUCAACAACGGCACCGUCACCGGCAUCGUGACGUACACGGGAGCGGCCAACGGCACGGCCCCCUCCAUGCCGGCCAUGCCCGCCCCCACCGACGUGGUCACCGCCGGCAGGUUCUACUGGUCUCUGAGGGGCCUCGUCCGGCCGGUCGACCCGCCGUUGCCAACGACGGUGGACCACAGCAUGCUGGUGGAGUUCGGGGUGGACCAGGCGCCGUGCGCGUCGGACCAGACGAGGUGCGGGGGGUUCGCGCUGGUUGCGUUCAUGAACAGGAACUCGUUCCAGUUCCCGAGGAACGCGUCGCUCCUGCAGGCGUCCUUCGACGGCGUCCCGGGCGUGUACACGGAGGACUUCCCGAGCUCCCCGCCGCCGCUGCCGGGGAUCCGGAAGGCCACGUCGGUGAAGAGGCUCAACUACAGCGACGUGGUGGAGGUGGUGCUGCAGAGUGCAGCGUACAGCAGCGCCCUCGGCACGGAGAACCACCCGAUCCACCUGCACGGCUUCAACUUCUUCGUGCUCGCGCAGGGGCUGGGGCGCUUCGACCCCAACGCCACGUUCAACCUCGUGAACCCGCGCGUGCGCAACACCGUCAUCGUGCCCGGCGGCGGGUGGACCGUCAUACGGUUCGUGGCCAACAAUCCAGGCACGGCCAUGACUCUCGUGAAAGCACAACCGUGCCUCUUGUGGAAGCAUAACCCCCUCGCCCCCCUGAUAAUUUUUUCCUGGCUCCGCCACUGCCAGGUGGGGGAGCGCAAGUACGCCGUGGUGAGGUUCAGCGGCCUGGCCGGGGAGAAGGUGGUGGCGGAGAAGGCGGAGGGGCUCAAGGCCGCGCUGGAGAAGGACGGGCACGCCGUCACGGGCCCCUUCGUGCUCUCCCGCUACAACCCGCCGUGGACGCUCCCGCCGCUGCGCACCAACGAGGUCUUUAAUGUGAAUCCCAAGGUGGUGGGCGGCAAGCACGCCGAGUGCGGGGGCGCUAUGGUGAGCAAGAUGCCCAAUGUCAUAUGGCCAAUAGGAACCUUUAAUGAUUCUGUCAAGGAGUGGCAACAAUAG
Molecule: messenger RNA, 1860 nt
Organism: Triticum turgidum subsp. durum (durum wheat)
Lineage: Eukaryota; Viridiplantae; Streptophyta; Magnoliopsida; Poales; Poaceae
Source: the annotation of a GenBank genome assembly